Colletotrichum truncatum is the source of this 312-nucleotide messenger RNA. Its product is annotated as CAD1 protein. Lineage: Eukaryota; Fungi; Ascomycota; Sordariomycetes; Glomerellales; Glomerellaceae. The record is from RefSeq and is a predicted model, not a curated record.
AUGCAACUUUCCACAGUCUUGUUUGCCUUCACUUCACUCAUGCCCAUGUUGGUAACGGGCCAAACAAACUCCAACGCAAAUUGCCCGAAAAGCUGGCAAGGAGCGUGUCCCUUUGGCACACCCCGCUGUCUCGGUAUUCGUCAGCCGAACCAGCAAUACUUUUGUGUCGUCAGCUGUCCACGCUCAAGCAGCUGCCCAUCCAAUUGCUCUAAGGCAGGCAAGGGCGGCGGCUGGUGUGGCGCUGACAAUACUGGCUCCCCUAUGGGCCUCUGCAUCUGCGAGAAUGGCCAUGACACUGCCCAUUUCGUUUAA